Bombyx mandarina (wild silkworm) is the source of this 2805-nucleotide messenger RNA. RefSeq names its product dual oxidase maturation factor 1 mol (gene mol). Lineage: Eukaryota; Metazoa; Arthropoda; Insecta; Lepidoptera; Bombycidae. Gene Ontology annotation, biological process: protein transport. The record is from RefSeq and is a predicted model, not a curated record. Gene Ontology annotation, cellular component: endoplasmic reticulum membrane.
GUUUUAAGCGAUCGCGCAGCGAAGGCGCUCUCUGCCGGCGACCUCCGUAAUUUUACAACACGACAUUUCCCGGUGCUAGUGUAGUGCUAAGCUAAACUCGUUUUCAUCCGCUGGAUAUCCGUAUGCGUGCAUUACGUACGGCAACAGGACAGUCGCGGCCGCCGGUCCACUGUGCAGGGUCGUGCUAAGGUGUAGUCAUGAGACAUUCUGUGAAUUAUUCUAAAUGGUAAUAAGUGUUUAUGUAAUAAUGUCAUAUGUGCGUCGAAUGUGAUGUGCGCGUGUUGUGUAAUGAACAGUGAAACGCGCCUAAACUGAGUAACCACGUGGCAAUGAAAAGAGAAAAGUACAAGACCUUCAUUGAAAACAGGCUGGGGGAGCGAUGAAGGGGUGGUUUGACGCGUUCCGCGAGGAAGGCGGCCCUACCUUAUACGCCUAUCACAACAGGACGGCGGUGGCAGCAGACGUGCCUGCACUAGCACUGCUGCUCGCCGCCCUGACUCUCUACCUCGCCUUCCUUGUCGUGUUCCCUGGAAUCAGAAAAGAGAGAUUUUCCACGUUCACGGUAGUCACGCUCAGCUUAUUUGUCGGGACAGUUAUCUUAGUAUGUAAGCACGGAUCGUCAUGGCACAUAGCAGGGGCGCGCGUGGCGAGAGCUGCAUACCGCGCCUUCUCCUCUGAGCGGCUUGAUUGCUGGUUAGCAAUACACGUGGGACUGGGACAUGUUAACGUCACGCUCACAGCGCUGUCUUGGGGAAACACAACUAUAGGUGACCCUGGUGUUGACUACAAUGAGCAGUUCCGAUGGGAAGAAGCCGGUGCAAUACAGGAGUGGUAUCGCGCAGGGCUUACCCGUGGCCUUCCAUACCCAGUGCUAUCGGUAGCAGAGCAUUUUGCUGUUCAGCAUGAAGGCUUCGAGUGGGGAGCUAAGUACCGCGCAGCCGGAUACACUACGUCAACAUUGCUCUGGACAGCAUUAGCACUAUGGCUUCUAAUGAAUCUGCUCCUAGUGGUUGUCCCUCGCUAUGGUGCAUACGCAAUGGCGAUCCUCGGUGUGACAUUGUGCGCUGCUGCGGGCGGCUACUGGGCCUCUCUGCCAAACGCUCCCUUAGUAGUCAGAUUAGACGGAGCGAUGCUGUUCUUCUCGCUCGGCUGGUGCUUCUGGCUAGUCCUAAUAGCAGGUAGCGCUUGUGUACUAGUUGGGAUGGUGAUAGCGAUGCUGGAUCUAAUAUGGCCGCAUCGUUUCUCGACUGUUCUGGAGGUGGACUACGACACUCCUUACGACAGGCACGUGCUAAUUGUCGACAGUCGACAACGAGCGAGACCUCAAACUCAAGCUUCGUUGCCUACUAGAAUUUUAAGAAGAUUGUCGUCAAAAACCCGUGAAAACGAAGCACAAGCCAGUUUGUCGGUUGUAAAUGAACGGGGACGGGACAACCCUGCUUUUAGACAUGAACAGCGAAAACCUAACUCUCCGUGGAGGUACCCGCUCUUUAGGCGACAGAUAGACAGAGCGGACUCAGCAUCGAGUCUCGGUUCUAGUGUAAACGGGAACAGUUCCGGAAUAAAAAUGUCACCGCUCGCGGGCGAUCACCCCGCGCCAUCAGCCGCCAUCCCUCCACAUAGGUUCCGCCCGCAAAUUCCGGCGGCGGAGCGAGUGAAAGACAUGUGGUGAUUAACAAUCGGCACUAGGAUUAAUUACAUAUUUAACUCACUGAUAAUCGUGUAAAAAUAUUUUUUGAUGUUUUAGUAAGCACGUGAAUAACACGGACUAGACGAUUUACCAAAAUACUAAAAAAGCUUUGAUAUCGGUCGAAGCAAUGGCUUUCCAAUCAAAGCUAUUGUAAUAUUAAGCUCUUGCUUCGCAACAUCGUUCCUUUAGUUUGGUGAACAUUCAUCGUCUGCAAAUUUGUAUUGAUUCGAAUAUUUUCAAAAUAAUAAUACCGUUUUGCGUGACUCUGAUAGCUCCUACACUUUAUUUAAAUGUAAAUGCUGUCAAUCAAAUUCUGUCGUAUAAUGAAUUUUUAAGUGUGCUCCUUCUAAAUAUAAAGGAAAGAAAAUAAAUUUAACAAAUGUUUUAGUUACUGAUCUCUAUGACAGAAUGUAAGUAGAUAGUUAUUAAAAAUUAAAAAUUCACAUCGUGUACACGUUUGUAAGUAUAUAUAAUGUGUGUAAAUAUGUAAAUUUUAAUAUAAACUAUGUAACUAAACAUUCAGUGUCAUAAACUUUAUAAUAAACUUAAGAAUAUUGUUAUGUGUGCGUUAAUUCGAAUUUAGUCUCAAUUUUACACCGAAAUAAAUAAGAAUUGUUAAAACAAAAACUAAAUUAUGAACGUUAUCAAAGACGAUUACUGCAUAACCGUUAUUUUUUCUUCAAAGUUAAAUAGCCGAGUACUAUUUUCUCAUUUGAUGUUUUCUAUCUUAACUCUAAUACACAAAUUCACUUAAACAUUAACUGAAUAUUAAAGAAUAAAAAUAGUUUAUGUAAUUGUAACUCACUUAUAUAUAUAUCUGUUAAGUAAACCAUGAAAAUCAUCAUGUAAGUCUUGAAAUUGACGGAAAUAUACAUAUAUAUUUCUGUACAAUGUUUAUACCAUAAACUGAAACAUAAUUAAUUGUAUUUGUGUUUUCAGCAGACUAUAGUUCCAACAUUAAUAAAUAAUAUUGCAUAAUCUUAUGAAAUAAAACAAAUGAUAUCUGCAUAUAAUUAAAAUACAUUGACACAAAUGAAUGCUUUGUGCCAUUAUAACCUUAAUUAUGAUGUGAUCAAAAUCUUAGAUUAAGACAACUGCACACUUCAUUGUUAUAA